This is a messenger RNA of Mercenaria mercenaria, 757 nucleotides long. RefSeq lists its product as uncharacterized. The record is from RefSeq and is a predicted model, not a curated record. NCBI's taxonomy places the organism in Eukaryota, Metazoa, Mollusca, Bivalvia, Venerida, Veneridae. The coding region runs from base 69 to 686 and encodes 205 amino acids. The transcript is spliced from 6 exons.
AACAUUUUCAGCAAACAUCACUUUCAUCAUAGCUCUGUCAGUGGGAUAUUGAACUCUUCGUAUCUAAAAUGUUUAUCGAAGCCGCAAUUAUUGGUAUUGUUGUUGGUCUGUGCUCUGUCCAUGCUGAAUCGUGUGAAAAAUACGAUGACUUCAGCGACAUUGUUUUUGAGUGCCGUCGAGAUGAAGGUGGAAUACAUGUUUUACCAGAGCUGUCUGCUUGGCGUUAUGGUGAUGACACAGAGAUAACUAAGAAAGAAUUUGUGGAAGACAUCGAGGCUUAUUGCAGAAACGUAACGCCAAAAUACAAGGAGUGUAUUUCUGGCUCAUCGGUAAUGAAGAAGUGUGGAAAUUCUGAAGACAUUGAUAUGUUAACAACUGACUGGGUGUCCAUUUACUGCAAUGGGGAAGGUAUCGCUGACUGGCUGAACGAGUAUCGAUACACACUGUCAGAUGUGUACAGUAUCAAGGAAUAUAAUGAGUGGGCGAAAAGAGUAUCGACUGACUGGUUUGAUUGCACAAAAGAUAAAAUGCCCCAGCUGAACUCAUUGUACCCAGAAUGUAAAUCUCAUUGGCAAGACGCCCUCCUUGUUGUCUGGCUGUCUGAAUCCGUCUCGUCACCGCCUGGGCUCAGGCUAUAUUCAGAACAGAUAUCUCAAAUACUAGCUUUAAAGAAAUUAACAGUCUAGACGCUAUUGUCUUUGUACCUGGUGCAAGAAACGUAUAGUAAGCAAAAACAAAUAUACAUACUGACAUUCAA